AUGGACGGCUGGCCAAAAUUAUUUUGGCAAGCUGCCUUGGGGAUCUCUUGUUUGUUGAGCGUUGCCUCAGCACAACCCACCAAUGAUCAUCAUCAUGAUCUUCACCAAGCCUAUCAACCGGACAUCGCCCCUAAUCCCUUUGGCAACAUCGCUGUGGCUGAUGGCAAAAGUGUUGAAAAACGUGACGACAAGUCGCUCGAGCUGCGGAUUUUGAGCUUGGGCGCGUCUAUUAUGAGCGGCAUGGGAUCCAGCACUGAUAAUGGUUUGCGAAAGCCCUUACGAGAUGCGUUAAGAGCUGACAAAUACCCUGUCAACAUGGUUGGAUCUCUCAAGAAGGGCACAAUGAAGGACAAUGACCAUGAGGCUGUUCCAGGAGAUGUGCUUACUCAAAUCCUUGCCAGAGUGCCCAACUCGAUCGGAUACAAGCCUAACAUUGUCAUUAUCAACGGCGGCACCAAUGAUGCCAACACCCCCGUGGAUCCUGAGAGGGCUGGAGCCCGUAUGAACAAGAUUCUCAAUACUCUAUGGGACGCUGAGGGCAUGUCUGAAACGUGCAUUUUCUUGUCGACACUCAUACCAACAGACAAUGCCAAUGGGGCCAAGUAUUCACCCAUUAUCAAUGAUCAGUAUCGAACGCUUGUCUUGACCCGCGCCGAAGAGGGCAAAUGUAUCUUCAUGGCCGAUAUGUGGCCUCAAGGUCAGCAGUGGUUCAAUCUCGAUACAGAUUACCUUGCAGGAGAGCAUCCCAAGGUCCAUCCCAAUGAUGUUGGCCAUGCCAAGAUGGCAGCUGUUUUCUACAAUGCCAUCAACAAGGCUCUUGAUAGAAAGCAAGUCGUCCAACCUGGCAAGUUUACUGAGGGCUCAAGUGUCUGUGCCAAAUUUGCUGGCUCGGGGAUAGAUGCUGGCGGUUUAACACAGCGCGGUUCUGGUUAUGACGACGGCAUUUAUUAUCAUGACAGUGUAGAGUCGGAUGUCUUAUUCACUGCCGACAGUGACUGGGAUCGGGGACAGUGGAAGUUUGCCCGAUUAUUUGAUCGAAGAUACGACGAUCUCGUUGCGUGGAUUAACAAGACUAGUGAAUCACAGGUAUACGCUGUAUGGGCCAACUCGGGAGAUGGCAAAGCAAAGUUCACACAAACAAGUGACUUGAAUCCCGACCUCAACUGCAAGUUCCCAGAAGGGGUCAACUUCAUUGACAUGAACUCUGAUGGUCUGGACGAUCUUGUAUACAUCGACGCAGAUGGUAACGCAUACUUGUCUAUCAACCAGGGAGAUGGCAACCGUGCAGCAGGAAAGCCACCUACUUUCAAGCGAGUCAGUAGCACAGCUUUGAUCAAGAAAACCGAAGGCAAGAAGCGAGAUCAUGUGGUCCUUGCCGACAUCGACGGCGAUGGUCGAGCAGAUUACGGUACACUUGAUGACGCUGGAAACGUUUUCUUCUGGAGAAACGGAUGGAUUGACGAUAUUCCCAAGUACUGGCAGUACCUCGGUAAGAGAUUCACUGGAAAGAAUAAGGGAGAUCUGCGAGGAGUCCGGUUCGAGGAUGUCAACGGUGAUGGUCGUGAUGACUGGAUAUGGCUCGACGAUGUUGGAAGAGGCGACAUCUACACCAAUGGCCGAAGCUGCGACAAAGGCAAAGAUGGCGAUCGCAUGAAUGUGGCCUGGCGUCAAGGCUUCAAAAAGGGCGAAUCGUCAGGCCCUGCCUUCAAGGGUAUGGGUGGCUCGGUCACCAAAGACGAGAAGUAUCUUCGCGACCGCAUUCACUUUGCCCGCAUCUAUGGUCAAGUAACAGUAUUUGGGAACCAGCCCAAGCAGGAUUAUGUCUUUAUGCAACACACAAAGGUCGGAAAGAAGCAUCAUUUCGAGAUGCGUGUGUGGAAGAACACGGGCGCCGGUGGCACCAAGCUCCUGGCAGACGGCAACAAAUACUGUAACAUGAUGGGUCACGGCAAUGGUAUGGUUGACUACGUCUGGGCAUACCAGGGCGGUAAGAUGGAGAUGUGGGCAAACCGUGGAAAGGGGUCUAUUACGGAUAAAGACCCCGACGGCUACUGGAACUACCAAGGAACCAUCUGGACACCACCACAAGAGAUGGAUCGCAGAGAUUUACAUCUUGCUGACUGGGAUGGCGAUGGAGCUUGUGAUAUUAUUCACGUCAACCCCAAGGGUGGAUCAGUUCAAGUUUGGAUCAACAACUACCCCAAGACCAAGAAAUGGCAAUGGACACACAAUGCUAACCCCGCACCCGCCCUGAGCUGCUCCCAGACUCGAGGUCUUGGGCUUUUCGAUAUGGCUGUGCGAUUCGCCGACAUCACUGGUAAUGGCCGCGCCGACUACCUCUGUAUCGAGCCGAACAGCAGAACCACAGGCUUCACCCACCAAGACGAUGGAAGCUGGAAGAACGCAGGCCAAAUCAAAGUCUCUAUCGAUAAGGACCGUGCCAACCUUCGCUGGGCUGAUGUCAACGGCGAUGGUCGUGAGGACUUACUCUGGGUGGAGAAGCAAUCGGGGGAUGCUUUUGUUUUCUACAACCACGGCCCUGCCAACCCUGACACCACGCUCGGCUCAUCCUUCUCUUGGUCAGAGCAGAAAGAAGUUGCCUUUGCUGGUAAUGCCCAGGGAGGAUGUGAGUACUGGACUGAUAUUGAUGGUAAUGGCAGGGCCGAUCAACACUUCAUCUUGGGCACGUUCAACAACAAGGCUAGAACUGCCUUGUCUCCGAACUGUGGUCUGCGUGACAAGACUGGAGACGAUGGAGAGACGUCGAACAACUUACCGUCAGUCCCCGGAGCUGGUAACAGCGGCGGUGGCGGUGGCGGUGGCGGUGGCGGUAACGGAAGUGGUGGUGGGGAUGGAGAGGGUGAUGGUCUCGUCUUGGUACCUCCCAUCGUCUGGCAGGACCCUCAUCCAACUGUUGGUUGUGUUCCUCCAUGUACUCUGGUUUGGCCACCACUGGGCAUUUCACCCACUACCAUGACAUGGCCCGCAGUUACAACUUCGAUAUGGUCGAUAGUACAAGGUGUUGCAACCACUGUCACCACUGUCAUCACUGUCAACCCAUUCGUCGUCAGCAAAGUGCCAUUCUGGCCCAUCGUUAUCAGCUCCAGCGACCCGACCAAGGCUGUCCUCACGCCUAAGCAGAGCAUUCUCCCACCCCGUAUCACAAUACCGCUGAACAGUGACCAAGCAACUCUCAAGACAACAACUUCAGGAUCAACCACCACUAUACUACCUCCUUCUUGGCCCCCUGCUAGACAUACAGGCACAUUCCAACCCUUGCCUACUGCAUCGGUUAUACUCCCACCUGGACCGACGACUAAUCCAACCACGACUGCCACAUCUGGAUACCAUACAGUCUCUUACACACGCUCACACCCAACUACCACAUGUACAGCUGAUUGUGGAGAAUACGAGUGUUCUCUCUUCGGAUGUAUUGGUGGUGGUGGCUCAGAAGGCUGCGGUCUGUUUGGAUGUCUUGAAGGUUGCGGCAUCGAUGGGUGCACUCCAGGUAUUGACAUAGGGGGUGGAGGCGGAGGCGGUGGUGGUGGUGGUGACCCCAAUGACCCUGAUGAGUGCGAGGGAGAUGACUGCGGCUGCGAUGAUGACAAGGAAGUAACAUCUUGCGGUGUUCUCUGCACUGAAAAUGUUGAUGCUACUACCACUCGAACAGGCGAAUGUUCAACAACCACCUGUGUCACCACGAGCUGCGGAACCGACACUACCAAGACAUCAACGACGACAUCUUAUGAAGGAGACAUUAUCUUGACCCAGGUUGCCUACGACUACUUCACGACCGACAAUGUUGGCGCUUUCUGGGCCACGUCUGUUUCUAGUGAUUACUGGAGCUGGUAUUCCGUCGAGGAAGCUGCCUACUCAGCUCGCAAAUCUGCUGGCUCCGUCGUUCCCAGCGUGACCGAGAUCGUCACAGCCACCGAGGAAGUAGAAGUCACUGUCCGUCCAACAAAAACAGUCAUCGUGGAGCCUACGUCCAAGAAAUCUACCGUUCCCUUCGAACCGCCAAUUCCCAUGGCGAGUCAUGCUCUUCACAUCGCACUCGUCAAGUUCAUGUACAAGUGCAGUGGUGAACCGGGUUGUUCCAACCGUAUCGACUACGACUGGCUGGUAUACGCGACUGACUACAACGAGUCUGUGAACUACUGCCAGGAUGAAAAGUCAAUCUAUACGCAAAAGACCGAGCAAAGAUUUGAUGGGAAUAAGCCAUUCCCUGAAGACGACGUUGGUAAGUUCAAUGUUAACAAGUUUGAUCUCAAGAACUGCAAAUACACGGCCAAGUCGUCGAGUGAGGUGGGCACUCUGUCUUGCGAUGGAUCCACGGCUAUUAAGUGUGUGCCCAAUGGAAAUGCAGGCAAGGCUUGGGAGUGUGGUGGCAUACAAGCUACUCAAGAUGGUGUGUUUUGUUACUGGUGA
Fusarium sp. VM40 is the source of this 4428-nucleotide messenger RNA. The record is from the annotation of a GenBank genome assembly. NCBI's taxonomy places the organism in Eukaryota, Fungi, Ascomycota, Sordariomycetes, Hypocreales, Nectriaceae.